Messenger RNA from Cariama cristata (Red-legged seriema), 1623 nucleotides. Its product is annotated as keratin, type II cytoskeletal 4-like. The transcript is spliced from 10 exons. Gene Ontology annotation, molecular function: structural constituent of skin epidermis. Lineage: Eukaryota; Metazoa; Chordata; Aves; Cariamiformes; Cariamidae. The record is from RefSeq and is a predicted model, not a curated record. Gene Ontology annotation, biological process: intermediate filament organization; keratinization. Bases 1 to 1623 code for a protein of 540 amino acids. Gene Ontology annotation, cellular component: keratin filament.
AUGUCUCGCCAAUCCUACGGUCUCGGCAAGGGGUUCAGCUCCAGCUCCGUUUGCUUCGGAGGGAGGAACAAGGUCGCGUUCAGCUCUAUGUCCCGUGCAGGGUGCGGGGGACCUGGCAAUGCCGGUGGCUUCAGCAGCAGGAGCCUCUAUUGCUUGGGAGGGAGUAAAAGCACCUCGCUGGGAGGAUUCGGUGGAGGCGGUGGUGUCUGCAGAGGUUUUGGGGCUGGUGGUCAAGGAGGUUUUGGCUACGGCUACGGUGCUGGGGUAGGAUUCGGUGGCGGCUACGGUGGUGGGGCCGGAGGCCUCGGUGGUGGUUUUGGUGGCUUUGGUGGAGGAUUCGACGGCUUUCCCCCUUGCCCACCCGGCGGCAUCAGGGAAGUGACCAUCAACCAGAGCCUGUUGGCCCCGCUCAACCUGGAAAUUGACCCCGAGAUCCAGAAGGUGCGAACACAGGAGCGGGAGGAGAUAAAGAAACUCAACGACAAAUUCGCUUCCUUCAUUGACAAGGUCCGGUUCCUAGAGCAGCAGAACCGAGUCCUGGAGACCAAGUGGAAACUGCUGCAGGAGCAGGGUAGUCCAAGGACGGGGGGCAGGAACCUCGACUCCUUUUUUGAAACCUACAUCAGCGGGCUGAGGAAGCAGCUGGACUGCCUCUCAAGCGAGAAGAGCCAGCUGCAGUCAGAGCUGAAGAGCUUCCAAGACAUGGUGGAAGACUUCAAGACCAAGUACGAAGAGGAAAUAAACAAAAGGACAACCUCGGAGAACGAUUUUGUGCUCCUAAAAAAGGAGGUGGACGGAGUCUACAUGACCAAGGUGGAACUCCAAGCAAAAUUAGAUUCUCUGGCAGAUGAGAUCAACUUCUUGAAGUACCUUUACGAAGCGGAGCUGUCUGAGAUGCAGAAGACGGUUUCCGACACUUCUGUGGUUCUCUCCAUGGACAACAACCGAAACCUGGACCUCGACAGCAUCAUCGCAGAGGUCAAAGCCCAAUACGAGGAGAUCGCCAACAGGAGCCGAGUGGAGGCUGAGACUUGGUACCGAUGCAAGUAUGAAGAGCUGCAGGCGACCGCAGGCAAACACGGAGACAGCCUUAAGGACACAAAGGUCGAGAUCUCCGAGCUCAACCGCCUGAUCCAGAGGAUCCGGGCUGAAAUCGAGAGCGUGAAGAAACAGUGUGAAACUCUGCAGAGCUCUAUCACGGAUGCUGAGGAGCGUGGGGAGCUGGCCCUCAAGGAUGCCAGGACCAAACUGACCGAGCUGGAGGCAGCUCUGCAGAAAGCCAAGGCUGACCUGGCCCGGCAGCUCCGUGACUACCAGGAGCUCAUGAACGUCAAGCUGGCCCUGGACGUUGAGAUCGCGACCUACAGGAAGCUGCUGGAGGGCGAGGAGUGCAGGAUGUCUGGAGAGUGUCAGAGCACCGUGAGCAUCUCCGUGGUGGGAGGCAGCUGUAACAUAGGCGGCGCUGGCCUCUGCUACAGCCUAGGAGGGGGCGGAUUCGGCUCCGGGGGAGGAUUUUGUGCUGGGGGGGGAUUCGGGUCUGGAGGGUCUAACUCAGUGGUGGUGGGAUCUGGCACCAUCCUGAAGAAGAACGUCAGCUCUACGUCUGUCAACCAGCGGGUCUAG